Mugil cephalus (flathead mullet) is the source of this 2435-nucleotide messenger RNA. RefSeq names its product lysocardiolipin acyltransferase 1 (gene lclat1). Bases 362 to 1519 code for a protein of 385 amino acids. Gene Ontology annotation, cellular component: endomembrane system. Gene Ontology annotation, molecular function: acyltransferase activity. The record is from RefSeq and is a predicted model, not a curated record. Lineage: Eukaryota; Metazoa; Chordata; Actinopteri; Mugiliformes; Mugilidae. The transcript is spliced from 6 exons.
CCCUCGUUGGCGGUGUGAAAGGACGGGUGGGAGGUAACAAGUUGAGAGGUCGUCUUAGCUGACUAAACGGCUGGGCGGCUGCACUUUUGCAGCAUUUUUAAAUAAAUAAAGGGGCUCAAGUCAAGCGAAGCUGGUCCGACUCCAUGGUUGCAUCAGCUAAUAGAAGCCGAGAAGAACAAAAUUUCACCCCGCGGCAGCUGAUUUCCUGCAAGGCUUGUGAGCUCCUCUAGUUAGCUCAUGUUAGCAAGCUGCUAGCCGCUGGCUUGCUAAGUUAGUAUGUCGCAAACGGGCGUUUGGACUUAGGCUAACGUGGCUAGCACACCUAAAACAAACUUUGAAUCGGCAGGGAAAACCUCGAAAGAUGGCAGUGUCGGUGCGCGGCCUGUACUUUGUGAUAACCCUAUUUUUGGGUAGUUUCUUCGGAAGCGUCUUCAUGCUGGGCCCAUUUUUGCCCCUCAUGCUGCUGUCUCCUGCUUGGUACCGCUGGAUCACUGAUCGAAUCGUUGCAACCUGGCUCACCCUGCCUGUGUCCUUGCUGGAGUUGGUAUUUGGGGUGAAGGUGGUGAUAACGGGCGAUGGCUUCAUUCCUGGGGAGCGUAGUGUGAUCAUCAUGAACCACCGUACCCGUCUGGACUGGAUGUUCCUUUGGUGUUGUCUGCUCAGGUACAGCUAUCUUCGCCUGGAAAAGAUCUGUCUCAAGGCUGCACUGAAGGCUGUACCCGGCUUUGGUUGGGCAAUGCAGGUGGCCUGCUUCGUCUUUAUUCAGCGUCGUUGGGAGGAUGACAAGAAGCACUUAGAGAACAUGUUGGACUACUUUUGUGACAUCAGAGAGCCCCUGCAGCUGCUUAUCUUCCCUGAGGGCACAGACCUCACAGAAAACACAAGAGCGAGGAGUGAUGCCUUUGCUGCGCAGAACAACUUGCCGAAACUGGAGUAUGUUCUUCAUCCCCGUAGCACAGGAUUCACCUUCAUCGUCGACCGCCUAAGAAAAGGAGACAACCUGGAUGCCGUCCACGACAUCACAGUCGCAUACCCAAAGAACAUCCCUCAGACAGAACGCCACCUCAUACUGGGCCACUUCCCACGGGAGAUCCACUUCCACGUCCGCCGCUACCCUCUGUCUUCGCUGCCCGCCUCUUCCUCCGACCUGGAGUCUUGGUGUCGAGCGCGCUGGGCCGAGAAGGAGGUCCGCCUGCGGGACUUUUACGAGAGCCAGCCUCGGGCCUUCGACAGAGAGGGCGUCGCACGGGUGCCGCCUUGUAAGUCGGAGCUGCGAGUGGCUCUGAUCAAAGCCGCCUCGCUGCUGUACUGGAGCGGCUUCAUCGUCCUGUGUUUCACCGGGCUGUGGCUCUGGGCGCCUUUCAGGCUCUACUUUGUGGUCAUGGUUGGGGUGUAUUUGGCCCAGCAAAAGCUGGUCGGGGGGCUGGAGCUGCUGGAGAUGGCGUGCCAUCGGUACUGGAAGUCGGUGGCUGCUGACGUGGGUGAGAAGAAAAAAGUGCUGGAUGGGAAGAUGCAAUGAGGAUGAAAAGCACUCAGCGAGGACACUGAGGACUCAGUUGUCUUGACCUGUUGUUGUUGUUCAGAGGGCUAGAGGAUCCAUUUGAGGAACCCAGUGUUCCAUGCCUUAGAAAGAAAGUAAUAAGUGCACGGCUUGAGUGGAGAGAGAGCUUACCUUUCUGUUUCAAAAAAACAAAACAAAGAAUGUUAAGUACAUUUAUCUGUGUUGGGAAGUUCAUCACACAUGAUGUGUUACUUGAUCUUUGUUCGUCUCUACGUGUAUGUUCACUGUUACUUAGGUGGGUGUUGGCACAUUUUUAUCAAUUUUAUGUUGUUGGCGUUCAUUGCAAUUUCAGAACCUCAGUGUGGACACGUGUAACCAAACAAUGCUGUUAGUAUUUGUUAUUCUGUUGCCAUGUCUUUGAAACUGGUUUUAUUAUUGUGUUCUCGGUAGUCCUUAUUUUUAUGUCAUAAAUGGAGCACAGCCAUAGUACAGAGCACCUGUACAUAUGAUGACUUGACUCUAAUCAAUAUUCAAAUUAGCACUGUUACGUUAGGUAAUCAAUCAUUUUGUGUUCGUAAUGUCGAGCGAGGACAGAAAAGGAGAAAAUUAUGGGAAUAAUUCCCACAUUUAUUAAGGAGUAUACAGGUAUAUAUGUGUACUAUUGUUUACUGUUGUUGGGUAUAAUUACCCUUUUUAUACCAAUUGGGAAAAAACUUCCCCCACCCCAUUAAUCCUUAGAGACAGCCCAUGUGGUGUUUAUUACUGUCUUGUUUGUAGCUUUUGCACAUAAAAGCCAAAGGUGAUGAAAAGUAAUAAAAAAAAAAAAAAAGAAUGUAGUCUGUCUUGUCAGGAAGGCGUAGCUUCACAUACAACUCUCAAGGUUGCCUGUCGCGAUACUCUUGCCUCGGUAUCCCAACAGUAUAAUAUAAAGUAA